AUGGCACUGAUUCAGAUAGUAAAUGUGCUAUGGCACGACUACCAACUCACAUGGGAUCCAGCCGACUAUGAGGGCGUUAACUCACUUCGAGUCUCCCCUGCUAAAGUUUGGCUUCCAGACAUCGUGCUGUUCAAUAAUGCUGACGGUAACUAUGAAGUCAGUUAUAAAUGUAAUGUAGUACUGUUCCCAGACGGAUCCGUGCUGUGGGUACCGCCAGCCAUAUUUCAGAGUUCGUGCACGAUCAACGUCGAAUAUUUCCCGUUCGAUAUGCAAACAUGUGAGAUGAAUUUCGGAUCGUGGACAUUCAAUAAAGAUCAGGUGAAACUUUCGUUUUACGAAGGCAAGGACCAUGUUGAUUUAAAUGACUACCAGGAGAGCGUCACGUGGGAUAUUAUAGAGUUACCUGGUUGUAUUGACAAUGAGCACUCGAAAUCUGCAACGAUGACAUUUCAUAUCAGCAUCAGACGGCGAGCUCUGUUCUACACAAUCAACUUAAUGGAAGGAGAUGAUGUGUUGCUGACGGGUAAGAAAGAAAUCAUAGUGACAAAGGAAGGUCGCAAGACCAUGUCGGCAAUUGACUACAUCGCUGAACGCCUGCGAGCAGAAGACACCGUUCAGGAGAUAAAGGACGACUGGCAAUACAUAGCCAUGGUCAUUGACAGACUUCUCCUCUAUGUUUUCUUCGCUGUCACAGCUUCAGGAGCAAUAUCCAUCAUUCUUAAAGCUCCUGACAUAUUUGAUGACACGAUUGAGUCGGUCGAUUACUGCUAG
Molecule: messenger RNA, 771 nt
Organism: Priapulus caudatus
Lineage: Eukaryota; Metazoa; Priapulida; Priapulimorpha; Priapulimorphida; Priapulidae
Product: acetylcholine receptor subunit beta-type unc-29-like
Exons: 7
Coding region: 1-771 (256 amino acids)
Biological process (GO): signal transduction; regulation of membrane potential; nervous system process
Cellular component (GO): neuron projection; postsynaptic membrane; synapse
Molecular function (GO): acetylcholine-gated monoatomic cation-selective channel activity; transmembrane signaling receptor activity
Source: RefSeq, a predicted model, not a curated record